UGGCGUUUCCUGUCAGUGUUUGUAAACUGAGAAAAAAUUGGAAGUGCGACAAGAAUUAAUAACCAACAAAACUCUAAAAAACGAAAGGCUUUGGCCCCUGAUGAUUUGGGUGUUUGUGGUCUCUUCUGUUACCCCUCAUCCUAAGUGAAGCCCCCUCUGUUCCCCCAAACACACACGCAUUCAAACCACGGCGAUGACACACCAUUCCAACAACUCUGUUCGAGACCAUAUGAAGUGGGCUGGGUUGCUGGGCUGUGAGGCGGUGCUGUCCAGCAUGGCCCUGAUGCAAGCCAACAACAUCCCAGGCCAGAAGAGGAUGAUGUCAUCCUUGGGUCAAGGGCACAGGGCCAGUCCUGAGAGCCACCAGACCCACUCGCAGCACAGUCACAACCACCAUGGACACCAGGUUCACCAUGGACAACCCCACCACAGCCACAUGGGCCAGCCUUCAACUGGGAGCUGUCCGCCCCUGCUGAUCCGAAAAGAUGGAGAUUAUCACUCAUCAAGACUGAUGGAUGGAAAGGAUGCAAACCAGAACAUGCAACCCAAGAAGAAGCACAAAAAAUCAGGGUCAUCCAGCAAAGUAAAAGAGAAAGUUGAGCAUCUACUUUCACCAAUGGAUAUGGACGAUGAUGACAGCUCCUUGAAAGUCCAGAAGAACUUCAUCUGUGACCACUGCUAUGGAGCUUUCAGGAGUAGCUACCACCUUAAACGACACAUACUUACACAUACAGGAGAGAAGCCAUUCGCUUGUGACGCAUGUGACAUGCGGUUCAUUCAGCGUUACCACCUGGACAGACACAAGAGGGUGCACAGCGGAGAGAAGCCGUACCAGUGUGAUCGCUGCCAUCAGAACUUCUCACGGACAGACAGGCUGCUGAGACAUCGACGUCUAUGUACAGUUGGGAUGUGCAAAGAGGAAAGCUACUCGCAGGACGCAUCUGCCCAUCCAGCAUCCUGGAGCCCCUUACAGCCUUCCAACAACCGUCUGACUGUGUGACCCUCAGAGAGAUCCCCAGAGAGACCCUACAGACAGCAGCAGUCUGAGGCUCGAUAACGUCGCUCAUUGGAGCUCACUAGUACUGUACCCUGAAAACAGCCCAGCUUAAACACAUCCGAACUUUACCCUGCUCCUGCUGGUUCUUCCACAGAGCUUGAUAAAGGAUUUUUGUAGUUUUUUUUAAUCUAAUGUUCUACCCAUAAUACAGGCAAAAGGAGAAGGACUAAUUCACAAUUUUGGACAACUGGUCUUGGUAUCAUGGCAGUACCUGAAUGCAGACAUCUCCUUUUAUCUGCAAGGUUGCAGGAUUCUUUUUGGUAUUGCUGCCGAGGGGUUGCAAAUCAUUUUGACUGCACUGACUGUCAGUGUACAAUGCAGCACCUCUUAGGUAUCUUGUUCAACCUGCAAACCCCAGUGCUGCCCUCUACUACAAAUGGACAAUUCACUAAAGGACACACAUACACAGCUGUGUAGCUUUUUGGUGAUGCAUUUUUCUCACUUAAGUUCCUAAUGCUACUAAUAAUGUACCAGCUACUGCUCAUAAGCAAAAGGCCACAGCAACACAUCUGAAAUUAACUUUAAUAUAAUUUUUGAUAAUAGAUUUAAACAUGAAAGAGGCUUAUUUCAGAGUAAAAUGCAAACUGGUAAUCCAUUUUCACCUCAUAUAAAAGAUCGCCUUUUUUACAACAUACAAGUCUUCAAUGGAUCUAAAACUAUUUUCUUACCUGCUACUGUCCAGUUGUUAUUUUAGAAUAACUGCAGAUUUAACUCUGUUGGUUAUGUGUACAAACAGGUUGAAAAACACUAAAAGUUAACUAGGAGCUCCUUACUUGUCAAAGUUUCAACUAAUCUUGAUAUUAGUUAAGUUGUGUAGCGAUGCUGUUGGCUCAUAUAUUCAGUGUUCUACCUUGUUUUAAAGGGGGUUUGUCCUGACUGUUAGUAGGUUACACUGUUGAAAUACAGUAGAAGGCUGACAGGUUUUGUAGGAAGAUAUCUUUUGAUGCUCUUGAACAAAGAUAGUGAGCUUUUUUUUUUUAUACAAAAACUGGACGUAGGAACCACCUUUCCGUUGCUGGAUUAUGUGCUUCUGUAAUAAUCCCUUCAGUAUAAAGGGCAUGUGUUUACUGUCUCUUUGUUCCUAAAAAACACUGUCAGUCUUAUUUUUUUUUCCUACUCAGCGUUAAUAGAUUUUUCUGACUUUGAAAGAUGUCCGUCCUUUCAAAACUAUUUUGGAGAAACUGAUUUUAGCGUCUUAUCUGAAAUCACAACAUUUACCUGUAAGUUUGUGAGAGUACUUAAGCACAUAAUUAAGAUUAAAACUGCAGCUGGUUGAUUAAAAAUAACUUUUCUCCCUAUAUCCACAGUAGUACAUGAGAAAGAUAAUCUUUGAAAAACAUCAUGUCCCUCCGCUUCCUAGUAGUGCCUCUAAUGGCAUUUGCAAGAAU
Messenger RNA from Plectropomus leopardus (leopard coralgrouper), 2445 nucleotides. RefSeq names its product zinc finger protein 740b (gene znf740b). Gene Ontology annotation, biological process: regulation of transcription by RNA polymerase II. The record is from RefSeq and is a predicted model, not a curated record. Gene Ontology annotation, molecular function: DNA-binding transcription factor activity, RNA polymerase II-specific; RNA polymerase II cis-regulatory region sequence-specific DNA binding. NCBI's taxonomy places the organism in Eukaryota, Metazoa, Chordata, Actinopteri, Perciformes, Serranidae.